Messenger RNA from Medicago truncatula (barrel medic), 2916 nucleotides. Its product is annotated as mitogen-activated protein kinase kinase kinase 5. Gene Ontology annotation, cellular component: cytoplasm. The coding region runs from base 250 to 2343 and encodes 697 amino acids. Gene Ontology annotation, biological process: protein phosphorylation; MAPK cascade. Gene Ontology annotation, molecular function: MAP kinase kinase kinase activity; ATP binding. The transcript is spliced from 11 exons. The record is from RefSeq and is a predicted model, not a curated record. Lineage: Eukaryota; Viridiplantae; Streptophyta; Magnoliopsida; Fabales; Fabaceae.
ACCGUGUGAUCGUUUACACAGAAAAAACAAACGCAGCAACAACAAACAAAAACAAACAACAACCAGAGAAAGAUAGAUAGAAAGAAAGAAGAAGAAGAUAGAAAGAAGGAGAAAGAGAAGAAAUCUACAUUUUCUUUCCUCUCUUUUUCCUUCUCUUCCUCUUCUUCCCAAUGACAAUGUUUUACAAAUAAUGAAUCAUUCUUGUUCUAAUCAUAAUUAUUGUAAUGUAAAUUAUUGCUUGCAUUCGCCAUGCGUUGGUUGCCAACCCUAAUUUUCAAUCCUUCUUCUUCUUCUUCUUCUUCUUCCUCUUCCGCUACAUCUCCUUCAACGCGAAAAUCAUCAUCAGCUUCUUCUUCUUCUCCUUCAUCUGCUUCUUCAGAACCUUCUGAUUCAAGGAGGAGCUCGCGCGGCACGUGGUUUUUCGGCAACGGUAAAAAAUCAACGCGAUCAAGGAAGCUACGACACGUGGAUGAUGCUAACGUUGAAUACUCAACCGCACCGAUUCAACGGUCUCCGAGUGCACGGGGUUAUAUUCGGUCUAAUACUUCUUCCUCCGUUGCACCUCAGCCGUUGCCGUUGCCGGAGUCACCUGGUGGGUUGUUAAGGCAAAGAGAUGCUGAUUGUCGGUUGCCGUCGCCAUUGCCGAAAGAAGCUUCUGGACCAUCCCUGUCGCCGAGAGAAGCUUCUGGUAGAGUCACGGAAUCUGAUGUUAAUGUUGGUGUUGGUUCUCUUCCCGUUGGAUUUAAAAUGCGCAGUGUUUUUGCAAGCAAAGAGACGAGAAGGAAUGCAGAGAAUGCGGAGACAAGGCCACCUGGGAGUAGGAGUGUGCGUCAAGAUACAAGUGGGGAUGCAGCUCCAGGCUUUCGAGGGAAUAACUUCCGGAUAAGUGUCCCUCCAAGGAGUACUAGUACUUCAAAUACUCCCUUUACCAGUCCCACAAUCAGCCCAUAUGACACCAAACAAGAUGAUUUUGUGCCAUAUUAUUAUGUGUCACCAAAAGCAAAUCAAUUCUGGUCUGCACCAGAAAUGCCAACAUCUACGGGGCAACCACCUCCUGCUUUCUUUGAUUUAUCUGCGUCAGGCAUUGAUGGUGCCUCUUCUCCCCAUCAAAGUCCUGGAGGAAAAAACCCCAAAAGCCCAGCUAGAUCUUCUUCACCCCUACCAAGGUUAUCCCUUGACUACCCAACAGCUGCACGCCGUGAAAGGUUAUCUCUUGAAUACCCAACAACUGCACCUCCUCCCAGUGUUCACCCGUUACCCUUGCCUCCUUGGCCUGGAACUUCCUUACCUUCACCCUCUGCCAAUGCUACCUAUUCUCAACCUGGAGUGGCUAAGACAGAGUCCUUAUCUAUGAAAAGUCAAUGGCAAAAGGGUAAACUUAUAGGGCGAGGUACUUUUGGAAGUGUUUAUGUUGCCACUAAUAGAGAAACUGGAGCAUUGUGUGCAAUGAAGGAAGCAGACAUAUUUUUUGAUGAUCCAAAAUCUGCCGAGAGUAUAAAGCAGUUAGAACAGGAAAUUAAAGUUCUCAGCCAUCUACAACAUCCAAAUAUUGUGCAGUAUUACGGUAGUGAAAUAAUAGAAGACAAGUUUUAUAUUUAUUUGGAAUUUAUCCAUCCUGGUUCAAUAAAUAAAUACGUUCGGGACCACUGUGGUGCGAUAACAGAAUCCGUUGUUCGGAAUUUCACACGACAUAUUCUUUCGGGGUUGGCUUACUUGCACAGCAAAAAGACAAUUCACAGGGAUAUCAAAGGGGCUAACUUGCUUGUUGAUUCUUCUGGUGUUGUUAAGCUUGCUGAUUUUGGGAUGGCCAAGCAUCUAACUGGGCAUUCUGCUGAUCUGUCUUUGAAAGGAAGUCCAUAUUGGAUGGCUCCAGAGCUUAUGCAAGCGGUCAUACAUAAAGAUAACAGCUCUGAUCUAGCUUUUGCAAUUGAUAUUUGGAGUUUGGGUUGUACAAUUAUUGAAAUGUUCACGGGAAAGCCUCCUUGGAGUGAAUAUGAAGGAGCUGCAGCUAUGUUUAAGGUAAUGAAGGAUACCCCUCCUAUACCUGAAACAUUGUCAACAGAAGGUAAAGAUUUCUUGAGGCUUUGCUUUGUAAGAAAUCCAGCAGAGCGGCCAACUGCUUCAAUGUUAUUAGAGCAUCGGUUUCUGAAAAACGUACAACAUUCAGAUCCUUCACCUUCCUCCCAUCUAUAUAAUGGAACAACCUUGAUGGAUAAACCCCAUAGCCCCAGAGGGUUAUCAGAAAACAAACCUGAUCAGUUUUCCAUUGUCAGUGCACAGAUUGGAAAAGGGAAAUCUGCCACCGAGAGUGGCAUUGGGAUGUCCCACUCGCUCUACUCUUGAAGCAUUUCCCUGCUCACCCUCGAAGUCUAUGCUCGGCUUGCAACACACUCAAUCAGAUUUGUGAUUAUUGUCAUUGUAGGAUGUGUCAAACAUGGCAAUAGGAAAACAAAAAGGGUCAUUUUCAGAUGAAUGUGAUAAGGGAAGUUCUCACUCAUUAUACAAAUGACUUGAGUUCAUGUGUACCUUAUUUUUGGUGACUUGCAGCUGUUGCUGAUGUAGGAUCUUCCUGAAAUUUUCAUUGAUGCCUAUGAAAGUAAGGGCAAAUUCAAUAUGGAGUUUAUACUGCAAGUGAAUGUAGAAGCAGAUUUUGUAUAUUAUUAUUAGAGUGCUCCAACGGUGACAUAAGUUAUGUAAAAAUAAUAACAAUUACAUCAAAAGCUGUUGUUUUUCUUUUAAUUUUUCAUUAGAUUGGAUCACACCAUUGUAUUUUUUAUUUGACAACUUUUCUGUAAAAAAAUUAAAAAAUUGGACAGAAAUGUCAACAUUAGGAUGAAAUCAAAUUUGAUUAUGUACAUAAUAUGUCUGCCUCAUCCUCCGGUUUGGGUGGGGAUGUAAUCUAGUAAAAUGUUUUUA